GUAAAUAUCCCAUCCGACGGCUUUAAUCGCUGCCCUGCAAACUCCCGAUUGCAGUUCAUGCCGAGCAAGACAAAUCCCUCUCCCAGUCGACACACACCAAACCGCUGGCAUCGAAUCGGAUCCGCGGGUGGCUGUAGGCAUCCCGGCAUUCCUCGCCCACCCACUCCACUCGCGAGCCCAGAGAUUUCCUCUCCCCUGCCCACUCCGCUUUGCUGCGGCUGGCGACGUCGGGAACAUCGGUCUCCUCCGAUUCGAUCCCGACCGGUGGUCUCCCCAGCGGCUAGCCAUGGCGGAGCCGUUCAGCUCAUCCCAAGACGCGUCCAAUCCCCCUGCUCCGGAGCAGAGAGUACUGGUGACGAACAAGCACGGGGAGAAUCUCGUGGGCCUGCUGCACCACACGGGUUCGAACAAAGUUGUAGUGCUCUGCCAUGGCUUUACGGCUUCCAAGGACGAUGGAAUCAUUGUUGAUCUUGCAGCUGCAAUAACAAAGCAAGGGAUUAGUGUGUUUCGCUUUGAUUUCAGUGGAAAUGGGGAAAGCGAAGGUGAAUUCCAGUACGGUAACUACAGGAAGGAGGCUGAUGACCUGCAUUCUGUUGUUUCAUAUCUUUUCCAGGAGAAUUUUGAUGUAGCAGCUAUUGUUGGUCACAGCAAAGGUGGAGAUGUGGUGGUUCUGUAUGCCUCUAUCUACAAUGAUGUCCCCAUGGUGGUUAACCUUUCUGGUCGAUUUAAUUUGGAGAAAGGCGUUGAAGAGCGCUUAGGCAAAGAAUUUAUGGAUAGAAUAAACAAAGAAGGCUACAUUGAUGUCACAAACAAAUCAGGAAAGUUUUUGUACAGAGUAACCAAAGAGAGCUUGAUGGAACGUCUGAACACUGAUAUGCAUGCAGCAAGCCUUUCCAUCAGCAAAGAAUGCAGGUUCUUUACAAUUCAUGGUUCAGCUGAUGAGAUCAUACCGGUAGAAGAUGCAUAUGAGUUUGCGAAGCUUAUACCGAACCACAAGCUGCGUGUCAUUGAGGGAGCAAAUCACUGCUACACUGCUCAUCGUAAAGAACUUUCUGAUGCCAUAGUAGAAUGCAUCACAUCCAACGAGGCAGGGGAUAUCCCACGCUAGAGCCGCACGUUCCCCACCGCAGCUACUGGCUCCCUCCAAAAAUAUAUUGGCGGAUGAAUUAGUCCUCGUUUUGUCAGUGUGAAGUUUCAUUGCACAGUGUGAAGUUUCAUUGCACAAUUACCUAGACUGAGAACUAGGUAACUCUGCCAGAUGAGUGUCAUAGGGAUAAAACUCCUCCCUCGUCUGAUGAAACUCUCUAUUAAUUAUCUUGCCAAGUUAGCAAUUUUGCUGAUGUGGCAUUAAAUUUAAUGUCAUGAAACUCUCAUAAAACUCCCCAUUAAGAUUGGCCUUAGCAGUCCUUAUACAGAUCAUGUUUCUUGGAUUAUUUA
Messenger RNA from Setaria italica (foxtail millet), 1437 nucleotides. RefSeq lists its product as uncharacterized. The transcript is spliced from 8 exons. Lineage: Eukaryota; Viridiplantae; Streptophyta; Magnoliopsida; Poales; Poaceae. The coding region runs from base 287 to 1108 and encodes 273 amino acids. The record is from RefSeq and is a predicted model, not a curated record.